Molecule: messenger RNA, 2580 nt
Organism: Clupea harengus (Atlantic herring)
Lineage: Eukaryota; Metazoa; Chordata; Actinopteri; Clupeiformes; Clupeidae
Gene: cckbrb
Product: cholecystokinin B receptor b
Biological process (GO): neuropeptide signaling pathway
Cellular component (GO): plasma membrane
Molecular function (GO): neuropeptide receptor activity; gastrin receptor activity
Source: RefSeq, a predicted model, not a curated record
CCCUCCUGCCUCUCAGUCCUCCCAUAUAGUAGGCUGUCUCCACCGUCCCCAGCUCCUCACUCUAGGCGCGUAAAAAUUCUAGGUCUCUUGGCUUGAGUGGUAGGAACUGUCGGUCUUAUUUUAGUGACAUGUUUUAGUCUUUUAGCACUUGCAAACAAUUCGUCUUGAAUAUUCAUCCUGGUCUUUACAAGAACUAAAUGUGUUUCUGCACUGGGGAAUUUGAUGGCGCAAUUAAAAUAGUGAUGAACCAGCUGUGAAAUUGAAGAGGAGAACCAAAUGGGAUGCGUUUAUCCGGACCCGUUUCAUUAAUUGUUUAGGGGUAUUAUAUUGUUCUAUUAAUGUUACAAACGAUUCACGACGAAAUGGACUCACCAAAACAAAACGAGACUUUGGCACUCUUUGGAUGUUUGAUGGAGCAAAACGACAAGUCUCUUAACUGGACCGCAAACGUCAGUCUGGAUGUCAACAGCAAUAUAACCACCUGUGGGGACGCUUCCUUGGCUCCCAAAGCAGCACAGCCGCGUCAAAAAGAGAUGGAGUCCGUGCGAAUCCUGCUCUACAGCCUCAUCUUCCUGGUCAGCGUGUUUGGCAACCUGCUCAUCAUCGUGGUGCUGAUGGUGAACAAGCGCAUGCGUACCGUCACCAACUCCUUCCUGCUCUCCCUGGCUGUCAGCGACCUCAUGAUGGCCAUUUUCUGCAUGCCCUUCACCCUCAUCCCCACCCUGCUCAAGGACUUCAUCUUCGGGGCGGCCAUGUGCAAAAUCGUCAGCUACCUCAUGGGCGUCUCCGUCAGCAUCUCCACCUUCAGCCUGGUCGCCAUAGCGAUCGAGAGGUACAACGCCAUCUGCAACCCGCUCAAGUCGCGGGCAUGGCAGACGCGAUCGCACGCCUACAAGGUGAUCGCCGCCACCUGGGUCGUGUCCUUCAUCAUCAUGACCCCGUACCCGAUCUUCACCACCCUGCUGGAGAUCACCAAGCCGGACAACAGCACCGUGCGCAUGUGCCGCCACGAGUGGCCCAAGAGCGGGGGGGAGCAGACCUGGUCCAUCCUCCUGCUCUUCGUCCUGUUCUUCAUCCCAGGAGUGGUCAUGAGCGUCGCGUACGGCUUAAUUUCCCGAGAGCUCUACCGCGGCAUGCAGUUCGAGCUGGAACAGAAGACGGGCCAGUGUGGCAUUAAAAAUGGCGUAAGUACCACUGCCACCACCACCAGCACCACCACCACCCCCACUGGCAAUGAUGACGGUGAUGGCUGCUACAUCCAGGUGUCCAAGCGGCCCAACACCAUGGAGAUGUCUGCCCUGACCCCGGCCUCAGGCUUGGCCAAGGUGGAGCGCCCGCGCAGCAACACGUCAGAGGCCAACCUGCUGGCCAAGAAGCGCGUCAUCCGCAUGCUCAUCGUCAUCGUGGCCAUGUUCUUCGUCUGCUGGAUGCCCCUGUACACCGUCAACACGUGGAAGGCCUUCGACCAGCCCUCGGCGCGCAACGCCCUCUCCGGCGCGCCCAUCUCCUACAUCCACCUGCUCUCCUACACCUCGGCCUGCGUCAACCCCGUCAUCUACUGCUUCAUGAACAAGCGCUUCCGCAAGGCGCUGCUGGCCACCUUCUCCUGCUGCUGCCGGCCCUGCCGCCGACACAGGGCCCGGAGGGCGGGCGCCGGGGGCCUCGGGGAGGAGGACGGCACUGCCACAGGGGUGUCCAUGUCCAAGUUCACCUACUCCACCGUCAGCAGCAUGGGGCCAUGCUGAAUGGCAACUUUACAGCCUCUUACCCCCCCCCCCCACAUAUAUACACACAGAGCUGCAACAUCAGGCUAUAAAUCAGGGGUGGGCUGGAUCAGUUGGAUGUGGUAUAUGGUGAGCGGUGAAUGGUAGACUGAGCUUAUAGGGACUAGACUGGGGGAUGACAUCUGGGGUUUGAUUUAGUUAUCAUAAGGCCGGUUGAGUUAGGAAUACAAAUGUCUGUGGUGUAAAUUACCCUUAUUCCCAGUCCUCUUUUCUUUUUUUUUUUUUUUGCAUUUUACAGGUACAGGUAUCAUCGCAACCAUGGGGAAUGGAACUUCAUCGGCAAAUUGUGAUGGGUAACUGUGUCUUUGAAAACUAACAAAAGAGGAGGACUGGUAAAAGGGUACAGUACAAGCAUCUGUCCUAUUUUGUACAGUGUGAUACUUAUAUGUCUUCAAAUAGACCUACUGGUGAAUCAUUUUGCUCGUUUGGUGAAUAAUGUCGCAGCAGCGUUUGAAAAAGCUAUGGCUACCCGUACCGUAUGUUUUGAUUGUUACCUGUUACUUGUGGCGAUGUACUAUAGCAUAUACUUUUUAAGUGCUGAAAGCAUUUCUGUGACGUGGCCUCCAAGUGCUUGCUAUGAACUCUUCUUUUGUCACUGAUCUGUGGCAUUAGACUCUUUGAGCAGGUGGAAUGUACUGCCUGUCUGUGUCGGUGUCAAUAAGAAUCAUAUGGAUAUACCUUCACUCAUGACUCAGCAGUUCUUGAGGGGUCCAUACUCUGAGAGGCAAAGCACCAUUGUUUUUCUCAGUAUGUCUUUCUCAGCCAAAAUGAAGUUCCAUGAAUUUUAAUAAGUGCU